AUGUAUACCUGGGAAGAGCAUUAUGUUCCUCAGGUGCUUACCGUGUGGCGGCCAAGAGGAUGUGCUAGUCAGCCCAACAUAAAAAGUGCAGCUACUCUGACGCACUGAUAAGGUUUUCUUAAAGAAGCAAAGCAACAAGGACUCUUCAGUGCAAGGACGACACCACUGGCCCAUCUGGAGCCCAUCUGGGAAAACUCUCUGGGACUUCAAGGAGGUAAAAGCCGGUGCAGCAGGAUGACCAUGGUCAGGGAGCUUCUCCAGGCUAGAAACUUGCUGCUGGUGCUCCUAAUUCCACUCCUGUUGCUUCCUCUGCCACUCUUGUACCCCACUAGCGAAGCGUCGUGCGCUUAUGUGCUGAUCGUGACAGCGGUGUACUGGGUUUCGGAAGCAGUGCCCCUCGGGGCAGCAGCUCUUGUUCCUGCUUUCCUCUACCCACUGUUUGGAGUCAUGAAGUCCAGCGAGGUGGCUGCAGAAUACAUCAAGAACACCACUUUGUUGCUCAUGGGGGUAAUUUGUGUGGCAGCCUCUGUGGAAAAGUGGAAUCUGCACAAGCGGAUCGCCUUGCGUAUGGUUAUGAUGGCUGGAGCAAAACCGGGCAUGCUGCUCCUUUGCUUUAUGUGCUGCACCACUGUCAUAUCCAUGUGGCUUUCCAACACAUCCACGGCAGCCAUGGUGAUGCCUAUUGUAGAAGCUGUGCUGCAGGAACUAGUCAAUACUGAGGAGGAUUGUGAGUCGAAUGGUACCCCGGGCAACAUCAUCCUGGAAGAGAGAGAGACAAUAGGUCUCGGUGACAAACAUGGGCAAGCAUCACUGGAGCUCAUUUUCAUCAACGAGGAUGCUACAACAGCUGACUUCAGCUCCCUGGUGCAUUCAAAGAACAUGAAUGGGGUGCACAUGAUAGCCAACACAAUUGGAACAGUGAGUUCCAAAACCAAUGGGCAGCAUCUACCCCAGGCUCAGAUCCUUGUUCUGCCACCUCAGCCUCAAAAUGUGGACCUCCAUGGGAAACACCGCUACCCAUCUAAGCAUGACCAUAUGGUUUGCAAGUGCCUUACACUGAGCGUCUCCUAUGCGGCAACAAUUGGGGGACUCACAACCAUCAUAGGCACCUCCACGAACCUCAUCUUCCUAGAGUAUUUCAACAACCAUUACCCUAAUGCUGAUGUGGUGAACUUUGGAACCUGGUUCUUGUUCAGCUUUCCCAUCUCUCUCAUCAUGUUGGUGCUGACCUGGUUUUGGAUGCACUGGCUCUUCCUGGGGUGCAAUUUUAAAGAGACAUGCUCAAUAAGCAAGAAGAGAAAAACCAAACGGGAAGAAAUGUCUGAGAAGCGAAUCCAAGAAGAAUAUGAGAAACUGGGAACAAUUAGCUAUCCUGAAAUGGUGACGGCAUUCUUUUUCAUCUUGAUGACAUUGCUGUGGUUUACACGGGAGCCUGGAUUUGUGCCUGGCUGGUCAUCAUUCUUUGAAAAGAAAGGCUACCGGACGGAUGCCACGGUCUCUGUCUUCCUUGGCUUCCUCCUCUUCUUGAUUCCAGCGAAGAAACCCUGUUUUGGAAAGAAGGCGGAAGGAGAUGUUGCAAAUUCUACAGACAGCAGCUCAAGGGGACCCAUCAUCACCUGGAAAGACUUUGAGAAAACAAUGCCAUGGGAGAUUGUUGUUCUGGUGGGAGGAGGCUACGCUUUAGCAGCUGGAUGCAAGACCUCCGGCCUUUCCACCUGGAUUGGGCGGCAGAUGCUGUCCCUGAGCAGUCUCCCCUCUUGGGCUGUCAGUCUGCUGGCCUGCCUCCUGGUCUCCAUAGUAACGGAGUUCGUCAGUAACCCAGCAACCAUAACGAUCUUCCUACCUAUUUUAUGCAGUAUGUCAGAAACUCUGCAAAUCAACCCUCUGUACACCCUGAUCCCCGUCACCAUGUGCAUCUCUUUUGCGGUGAUGCUCCCCGUAGGCAACCCUCCAAAUGCCAUUGUCUUCAACUAUGGGCACUGCCGGAUCAAAGAUAUGAUCAAAGCUGGCUUUGGUGUUAACCUGAUUGGUCUAGUGGUUGUCACGGUGGCAAUUAAUACUUGGGGGAUCAGACUCUUCCAGCUGAAUGUGUUUCCAGACUGGGCAGCUGUCAGCAACGCCACUGGCCUGUUAUAGUCACCGGUGGCAGGAUUUGCCAAACUGCAGCAACAUCUUUGCACAUACAUUAAGAAAGGAAGACUUGAGUGUAUAUUAUUCUGCUAACCAGAACUCGACC
Varanus komodoensis (Komodo dragon) is the source of this 2236-nucleotide messenger RNA. RefSeq names its product solute carrier family 13 member 4 (gene SLC13A4). The transcript has 17 exons. Gene Ontology annotation, cellular component: membrane. NCBI's taxonomy places the organism in Eukaryota, Metazoa, Chordata, Lepidosauria, Squamata, Varanidae. The record is from RefSeq and is a predicted model, not a curated record. Gene Ontology annotation, biological process: monoatomic anion transmembrane transport. Gene Ontology annotation, molecular function: transmembrane transporter activity.